GAAAAUCUGGCAACAUUGAACCCAACACGUGCAUUAACAACUCUUGAACACACAACGCACGAAAAACUUUUUCAAUGGUUAAGGUAAAAAUUGAACGUUCUGAUGAUGCCGAUAUCACCGUCCAGGCUAGCGGCGAUGUUACCAUUAAGGAGGAGGAAUCCUAUGACGACAAGCUGCUAUUUGUCAAUGCCAUUGCGAAGCCUAUGGCAGGUAAAAAGUUGGCCAAAAAGUGCUAUAAAUUGAUAAAGAAGGCCAUGAAACACAAAACCUUUCUGCGUAAUGGCCUUAAGGAUGUUCAGACGCGCCUGAGAAAAGGAGAAACUGGACUCUGCAUAUUUGCUGGUGAUGUUACGCCGGUGGACAUAAUGUGUCAUUUGCCUGCCGUUUGCGAGGAAAAGGGUAUUCCCUAUGCCUAUACGCCAAGUCGAGCAUCAUUGGGCGCUGCCAUGGGCGUCAAGCGGGGCACUGUGGCCUUGUUAGUGCGCCAGAACGAGGAAUACAAGGAUCUUUAUGAUGAGGUCAAAGAGGAGCUUGCAAACUUAGUUGUUCCUGUUUAGGCAACAUUUUUAGAUAGCACAUUUAAGCGUAAAGUUAAGAUUUUCCAUUUUAAUAACCAAAUAAACUAAUCAAAAUUAA
This is a messenger RNA of Drosophila willistoni, 636 nucleotides long. RefSeq names its product H/ACA ribonucleoprotein complex subunit 2-like protein (gene NHP2). The coding region runs from base 75 to 557 and encodes 160 amino acids. The transcript has 2 exons. The record is from RefSeq and is a predicted model, not a curated record. Gene Ontology annotation, biological process: snRNA pseudouridine synthesis; rRNA pseudouridine synthesis. Lineage: Eukaryota; Metazoa; Arthropoda; Insecta; Diptera; Drosophilidae. Gene Ontology annotation, molecular function: box H/ACA snoRNA binding. Gene Ontology annotation, cellular component: box H/ACA snoRNP complex.